AUGCAGGCAUACGCAGAUGCCGCUAGGGCAGAGUUGAAGCAGGAGCUGAUUGGUGAUGGUCUUGCGGGGCGGCUGUCGCUGAGUACGGACAUCUGGACCAGUGAGAACAACCUUGCUUUCAUGGUUGUCACCGUGCACAGGAUCACUAGUGACUUCCAGCUGCGACAGCACAUCCUAGACUUUGUGCAGCUGGAGGGGUCACACACUGCGUCGCUGAUAGCGAAGACCCUUGAGGGCAUUCUGGCAGAGUGGGGAUUGACCGAGAUGCUGUUUGCCGUCACGACGGAUAACGCUGAGAACAACAACAAGGCGAUGCGCAUGCUUGCAGGGGAUCCAGCGGAGGGUGCUGCGGCGAGGAUUGAGUUUCCCCUGUUCGACAAAGAUCGGCACGUGCGGUGCAUUGCACAUGUCAUGAACAUUGCAGUGCAGGCGGCAUUGAAGAAAGAUGAGGUGAAAGAGGCGCUAAAGCGUCUGCGAGCGGUCUGUGCAUACGUCGGGUGGUCAGUCCAGCGCUCGGAGAACUUUGCACGGCAGCAGCGCAUCUUGAAGCGGCGGGAUGAUGCACCCGUGCUUCGUCUGAUUUGCGAUUCGCCGACACGAUGGGGGUCCACGUAUGACAUGAUCGUCCGCGCAUUGGAGCUGCAGCAGGCACUAGCCUUGCUCCUCAUGAGGACAGACGUGAGUAUUGGUGGUGGUGAGUGUGGAGUGACACUACGCGAACAGCUGGAUGGCCUUCGGCUGACCGACGUGCACUGGGACGCUCUCGUCGAGCUCAAGGAGUUCCUUGAGCCGUUCAACUCCAUCACGAAGGCAGCCGAGGGUUCCUUGUACCCCACGGCUGCUUCAGUCGUGCCGCUGUACAACCAGCUACUCGACAAGCUGGAAAUCUCGUUUCGCAAAGAGGGUGUCACUCCCCUCCGACAGGCUCUCAUCUCUGCAGCCCUCGCCAAGCUGAAGAAGUACAAGUACGGGGAGAAUGAAGAGCUGGUGAUUGCCACCUUUCUUGACCCCCGCUACAAGACCGUCUUCUUCCAGCUGCCGAAAUGGGAGGCGCGCAAUGCUGCGCACGUGACAGAGGUGGGGGGGUGUGCUAGGAGCGUGCAGGAUGUGGAUGAGGGGACGGUGAUACGGCUGGUGCGUGCGCGCUUGGCCGAGUACCAGGCGCGCGUGAGCAGCCGCCGGCAGGCUGGAGAGGUCACGAGCGAUACUGGGGGGGCCACUGGGCCUAGCAGCGUUACUGGUGGGACAUUGGGCACGACGGGUGCUUCUGGCGGUGGGGGAGGGGGCUUUGAGCAUUCCAUCUUUGACGAGAUGGAUGCUCUGGAGGCAGCUGCUGGAGGGGGGGCACAGGAUGAGGUGGACCGCUAUUUAGCCGAGCCGAGGCAGAGAGGUGGGUGCCCGCUGGCUUUCUGGCGGGCGAGGGAGGAUUUUGAGGCUUUGAGAGAGAUGGCGCGCGACUAUUUGGCUGUGCCCGCCACUUCUGCUGCUAGCGAGCGUGCCUUUAGUCAGGGGAGGAACGUUAUUACGUGGCAGCGCCACCGCCUUACUGCAGGCCGCGUUCGCGCCGUCAUGGCAAUCAAGUCAUGGAUGGAGCAGAACACUAGCGGAAGGAGCCUCAAUGUUGCAGGUGCUGCUCGUGUGCUCGAGGAGCUUUGUUACGAGGCCUACCUCCGCCUGUGUCAUGUUGACCUGGCGAGGUGGUGUUACUCUCAGUACGGGUUGCGCCCGGAUCGCUCCACUGUCGGGCGCAUUUUGAAGAGCGCCGAGCGAUGGGCUGUCACGGCAACCGUCGACAACCAAGUGCGCCGUCGAGGUGGCGCAUGGCCUGAGCUGGAGCAGGCCAUGGCGCGGUGGAUUGCAAACGCAGGGCCCGCUGGCGUGCCCCUUACGCUGCAGACCAUCCGCAACCAUGUCGCGGCCAUGGCGCGGAACAUGGGCAUUCCGCCCACAUUCCGCUGCUCCAUCGGCUGGGUGCGCCGUGCUUUGUGGCGCCAGGGGGUGAGGUGCCGUGCAGCACAAGGCGAGGCGGCUAGCGCCGACAUGGCCGCCGUGCGCGACGCACGGGAGAAGCUCCCGCAACUCCUCACUCAUCUCGGUCUCAGCCCGCGGGACACUUUCAACCUUGACGAGACCGCGCUCUGGCUGUCCGUGCUCCCUCGGCGCACGUACAGCAACGGCCGCAUACUAGGCCGCAAAGUUUCGAAGGUGCGGCUGACCGUCGCAUUCCUCGUCAAUGCGGACGGGAGCCACGCAUUCCGACCGCUCGUGAUCAGCAAGGCGAAGCGCCCCCACGACUUCCGCCCGGAUUAUGACCCCGAGGCCCUCUGCUACUGGCGGCAUAACACGAAAGGCUGGAUGACGGCGCCUCUCAAUGCUGCUAUGUACGCCGAAAAUCGGCACAUCGUCGUGCUACUCGACAACACUAGCAGCCACAUGCUCAGGAGCGAGCACGCAUGGAGCGAGAUCGUAUGCGGCAUGCGGACGACGUGCAUGAGCAACGUGCGGCUCGUCUUCCUGCCGCCAAACACCACCGCAUUCACUCAGCCACUUGAUCAGGGCAUCAUCGCCACCGCCAAGGCCCGCUACCGCCAGCACUUGUUGCGGGCCUUUUCGGCUUUGUGGAAUGCCGACGGCGCGACUAGCGCCGUGGCGCGGUACCGCCCGAACUUGCGUGACCUCGACGACGACAUCGACGAUGUCGGUACGCUUAUUAGCGAGCUCGGCCUUGGGACAGGAGCGAUGACGGCCGCCGAGUACGUCACCAUCGACGACGGCGAGCCGACGUGCGCCGAAGGCGCUGCAGGACAGCCCACGACGGAGCCGGAGGCGGGCAUGGUUGUGGAGCUUUGGGAGGCGCCGACGACAAUGCAGGCCGUCUACGACGACGCCGACCGCGUGGGCCGCGAAGCGCGCCGCACUGCCCGGGCAGCAUGCGAGAUGCUCAUCGGAUAUGCUCGAGCCACGUGCAUCACGCCGCGCGAUCUUUGCCAUCUCUUCAACAUCCGCAACCCCAUCAUAAUCGCGCGGAUGGAGCGGGCGAGCCCGUCAUUCAACCUCAACGUGGCCCCUCAGCCCGUGCCCACCCCCGGCGCAGACCCCACGCCCGAGACCCCUCGUCCGCGCGGCCGUGUGCUGCCUGGCUGGAUGACCCAGCCGUCCCGCCGUCAGCAGCUGCUUGAUGCCGGUGUGGGCGCCGUGAUGGACGGGUUGAGAAAGUGUGAACGAGAAUGA
This is a messenger RNA of Closterium sp. NIES-65, 3231 nucleotides long. The record is from the annotation of a GenBank genome assembly. NCBI's taxonomy places the organism in Eukaryota, Viridiplantae, Streptophyta, Zygnematophyceae, Desmidiales, Closteriaceae.